CCGACCAUGUUGGGCGUGUGGUCCCUGCUUCUCUUCUGGGGUCUGGCCACUCCGUGCCAGGGGCUGCUUGAGACGGUGGGCACACUUGCUCGGAUCGACAAGGAUGAACUCGGAAAAGCCAUCCAGAACUCGCUGGUCGGGGGUCCUAUUCUGCAGAAUGUGUUGGGGACGGUCACAUCUGUGAACCAGGGCCUCCUGGGCUCAGGGGGCCUGCUCGGAGGAGGCGGCCUGCUGAGCUACGGAGGAGUUUUUGGUGUUGUCGAGGAGCUUUCCGGGCUGAAGAUUGAGGAACUCACACUGCCCAAGGUGUCUCUGAAGCUGCUGCCCGGGUUUGGGGUGCAGCUGAACCUGCACACCAAGGUGGGCCUGCAUGGCUCUGGCCCCCUGGGGGGCGUCCUGCAGCUGGAAGCUGAGGUGAACGUGUCGUCGCGGGUGGCGCUGGGCGUAAGCGCGCGGGGUACGCCCAUCCUCAUCCUCAAGCGCUGCAGCACGCUCCUAGGCCACAUCAGCCUGCUCUCGGGGCUGCUGCCCCCACCACUCUUUGGGGUCGUGGAACAGACACUCUUCAAGGUGCUGCCAGAAUUGCUGUGCCCCGUGGUGGACAGUGUGCUGGGCGUGGUGAAUGAGCUCCUGGGGGCCGUGCUGUGCCUGGUGCCCCUUGGGGCUCUUGGGUCGGUGGAAUUCACUCUGGCCACACUACCUCUCAUCUCUAACCAGUACAUAGAGCUGGACAUCAAUCCCAUCGUGAAGAGCGUAGAAGGUGACAUCAUCGAUUUCCCCAAGCCCCCCAAGCCCAUCAAGGUGCCCCCCAAGGAUGACCACACAUCCCAGGUGACCGUGCCCUUGUACCUCUUCAACACCGUGUUUGGGCUUCUGCAGACCAAUGGUGCCCUCGACCUGGACAUCACCCCUGAGCUGGUUCCCAGCAAUGUCCCCCUGACAACUACAGACCUGGCAGCUUUGGUCCCUAAGGCCCUGAGGAAGCUGCCCCCGGGCCAACAGCUCCUGCUCUCACUGCGGGUGAAAGAAGCGCCGGCAGUCACACUCCAGAACAAAAAGGCCACAGUCUCUGUCCCAGCUGACAUCCACGUGCUGUUCUACCUCCAUAAGGGGACCCCUGAAGCCCUCUUUGAGCUGAAUGGAGUGAUGACUUUAAAUGCCCAGCUGGCUCCCUCGGCUACCAAGCUGCACCUGUCCCUGUCCCUGGAACGGCUCAGUGUCAAGUUGGCCUCCUCCUUCACCCAUGCCUUUGAUGCGUCCCAUUUGGAAGAAUGGCUCAGUGAUGUGGUCCGGGUGGCUUACGUGCCGAAGCUCAAUGUGAACCUGGAUGUUGGAAUUCCUCUGCCUAAGGUUCUCAAUGUCAAUUUUGCCAAUGCAGCCCUGGAGAUCAUAGAGAAUGCCGUUGUGCUGACCGUGGCGUCCUGA
Messenger RNA from Phacochoerus africanus (Common warthog), 1425 nucleotides. RefSeq names its product BPI fold containing family B member 3 (gene BPIFB3). The transcript is spliced from 15 exons. The record is from RefSeq and is a predicted model, not a curated record. Gene Ontology annotation, molecular function: lipid binding. NCBI's taxonomy places the organism in Eukaryota, Metazoa, Chordata, Mammalia, Artiodactyla, Suidae. Bases 7 to 1425 code for a protein of 472 amino acids.